GUGUGGCUCAUAAAUGGUAUAAAACAGAGUCAUCUUCACAUUAUGCCAAAACAUUUUUCCAGCUGCACCUAAAACAGAAGGCAGAAGUCUAGUUUUAUAAAGGAAAAUGGAGGAACAACAGUGUUCUGUAGUUCAACAGAUGCUACAAGCGGCCCAGCAUACACAGGAGAGUUGUGCUGAAGUGAAAGGAGUGCAGGGAGGAUCAGAUUUCAAACCUCGUCCCAGGUUUAACCCUACAGAAGAUGUAAACGCUUUGGAGAAGGCUAUCACUGGAAAGGAAGUCGAUACAGGAUCUAUUAUCGAUAUCUUGACUAAGAGAACCAAUGAACAGCGUCAAGAGAUUAAAGCAGCUUACCUAAAGAAAACAGGAAAGACUUUAGAAGAAGCUCUAAAGAAGUCUCUCAGUGCUAAACUAGCAUCUGUGAUAUUGGAUAUGUUGAAAACUCCAGAGGAGUUAGAUGCUAGCAAGAUAAAAGCAGCAACAAAGGGUCUUGGGACAGAUGAAGAUACACUCAUUGAAAUUUUUGUAACAAGACCUAAUCAACAAAUCAGAAAGAUUAAGGAAGUCUACAAAGCAGCUUAUAAAACUGAUCUUGAAAAGGAUAUCACUGAUGAUACAUCUGGAGAUUUUCGGACAGCGUUGUUGGUCCUCUCGAAGGGGGUACGCAGUGAAGACUGCUUUGUUAAUGAAGAUCUGGCUGAUAAAGAUGCAAAGGCACUAUUUGAAGCAGGAGAAAAUAAGAAAAAGGCUGAUGCGUCUAAAUUCAUAGAAGUUUUGACUGAGAGAAGCUUUCCACAUUUACAUCAAGUGUUUAAAAACUAUGCAAAGUACAGCAAACAUGACCUUAACACGGCACUGGAUUUGCAGCUGAAAGGAGAUAUUGAGAAUUGUUUGGUGGCUAUUGUGAAAGUUGCUGUAGGCAGACCAGCAUACUUUGCUGAAAAGUUGAGCAAUGCAUUGAAGAGCUGGAAAACUCAAGAUAAAAUAGUCAACAGGAUAAUAGUUUCACUGCAUGAAAUCGAUGUGGGCACCAUCAGUGCAGCUGCUGCAGACGGAUCCAAACCCAUUCAACUUGAAUGGGUCGAUGAUCUGUCUGCACUACUCUGUAGUGCUUCCGUGGGGUUCCGUGCCUUUGUUUCGCACCGCACCUUACGGAUUGCGGACCCAUUCAAGUGACUGGGUCCACAUCCGUGAUACUGAUCACAAACGGCCGGUGCCCCGCAAUUUGGGCACGGCCAGGCAACGGCCAUGUGCAUGAGCCCUUAGAAGUCUGACAGGCUGGUAAUGUCUGUUCUUCUUCUAUUGAGCUUCCCCAGGUGGCUCCAAUUUAGCUUCCCCAGGUUGCUCCGAAUGAGCCUAAUUAGCCCAAAACAUGGGUGAAGUAGAUGCUGGUGGAGUUUUGAACCCACUCUUCUCUCUGUCAACUCCGGCAAAGCAGGCCCUUUUUCAGUUUUUUUUUUACCAAACUACAAGUAGAGAAAAUCUCCAGAUUUGCCAGUGUGACAAUGUGCAAUGUGCUACUCCAACUUUUUAUAUUCUUUGAAAUAAUAACUUAAGAACAAUAAUUU
This is a messenger RNA of Bufo gargarizans (Asiatic toad), 1569 nucleotides long. RefSeq names its product annexin A1-like. Gene Ontology annotation, biological process: hepatocyte differentiation; myoblast migration involved in skeletal muscle regeneration; endocrine pancreas development. The transcript is spliced from 12 exons. The coding region runs from base 107 to 1177 and encodes 356 amino acids. Lineage: Eukaryota; Metazoa; Chordata; Amphibia; Anura; Bufonidae. Gene Ontology annotation, cellular component: plasma membrane; cytoplasm. Gene Ontology annotation, molecular function: cadherin binding involved in cell-cell adhesion; calcium-dependent phospholipid binding; phospholipase A2 inhibitor activity. The record is from RefSeq and is a predicted model, not a curated record.